UACUGGUGCAAGGCGGACUGGUAUCCCAUUCUGCAUCGUGCAUCCGAUAACGUGAUAUGACGCAACCCGGCCAAUGACAUCCUUCCCCUCGCUAUUGCGUCAGGCACGAUAGAACGGCACGAUAAAAAGGCGCUCGGCGACGACCCCGGUAAAGGCAGACCCGCUCGGCGCCCGUCACUUGUUCGUCGCGGGUGAUUCCCUCGUUGCAUCGUCGUUCGUGACCCCCGGUGGGAGAGGAAGUGGAAAGCGCGUUCAGCUCCCAAAUGUCUGAGACCAAGGUGGUGCUGGCUUGAGAUUGCCUUUCUGUUAAAGUAUCGCGUGAUGGGGCUGUUGAGGCUGGUGGCGGGCGCUGGCGCGGCGGUGUCGUGCGGGAGGACGUACGCCAAAGCUGCCGCCGCCGCCGUUCGCGUUAGGAGGACGUAGACAUUUGAAGAAAUCAGAAUGGACUCCCUAGAAGUAGACUUGGCAGAUCUUAACAGCAUUUUAAGGGACCAGAGUUAUAUUUGUGGCUAUGAGCCCACACAGGCAGAUGUAGCAGCAUGGGAAGCUGUUGAUGGUGCCCCCUCACCUGAGGAGUAUCCGCACGUUGCACGUUGGUACAUGCAUAUUGCCAGUUUUGGAGCUGAACGCAGAAAUUUCAAAAAAGUUGCAUUUUCUGCUGUGUUAAGAGAAGCUAACACUGACGGAAACAAAAAGAUGAAAGAAGUAGAGAAGAUGAAGCCUUUAAGUAACAAACCUCAGAAGGGGGCAUCUAAUAAAAGUGAGGCAGAG
This is a messenger RNA of Penaeus vannamei (Pacific white shrimp), 771 nucleotides long. The record is from RefSeq and is a predicted model, not a curated record. Lineage: Eukaryota; Metazoa; Arthropoda; Malacostraca; Decapoda; Penaeidae.